CGGCAGCAGCGCCUGCCUCCCAGCUAGCCUCCUUUCCUUAGGGCCAGUUUAUUCCCGAAGCGAGCCGUGCAUGCUGCCCUCGGCGUCCCGCCGUGUGGCGAAGAGCGCGGCGCUCGGAGGAUGCAGCCUCCCACUGCUCCGGUUUCCAUGACUGACCCUUUGGGCGUGCUGGACCCCACAGGGCACUUUGCAAAAAGGAAGAAAACUUCACUGUGGUUCACAAUCGCCCUCUUGAUAGUGUCUGUUUUCAUACUGACCAUAGGCCUUGCAGCGACCACCAGAACAGAAAAUGUAACUGUGGGCGGUUAUUAUCCAGGAAUAAUCCUUGGUUUUGGGUCCUUCCUAGGGAUUAUCGGUAUCCAUCUUGUAGAGAACCGGAAGCAAAUGUUGAUAGCAUCCAUUGUGUUCAUCAGCUUUGGAGUGGUAGCAGCUUUCUGUUGUGCAAUCGUUGACGGUGUGUUUGCAGCACGACAUAUAGAACCCAGGCCAUUAUAUAAUAAACGGUGCCAGUAUUAUUCAAGUGGAGUAGGAUUCUUAUAUGAUGUUUACCAGACCGAAGUGACAUGUUACACCUUAAACAGCAAGUGUCAGCUGAAAGUGAAGAGUAACACAUGCUACUGCUGCGAUUUGUACAAUUGUGAAAACUCAGAACACUCUACCAGCUAUUAUGAGUUCCUUGGCGUGAACAGCUGUCAGGAUGUGGUCCACUUGUACCGGCUGCUCUGGUCCUCCACUGUCUUGAACAUCAUCGGAUUGUUUCUUGGCAUAGUCACAGCAGCCAUACUUGGGGCAUUUAAAGAUGUGGUGCCUCUCUCACAAAUUGCCUUCAGCUCUGGCCCUCCACCACAGAUUCUUUACAAUCGCCAGCAGAUUCUGACGUAUGCUGGGUUUUGCCCUUCUGCAGCAACUGUUCCUCAUUAUGCUUCCUACCAUUUACCCCUUCAGCCUACCAACAAUUUCCCAACAGCAUCUACUGACAUUUCUUUAUCCGACGACACUCAGCCACCAUCUCAGUCCAGCUCUAACUAUGGCUUGCCUCCCAAUGCUCCUCCGUUAUAUACACCCUAUUUCCUGUCAGGUGAAAAGCCUCCACCGUACGUACCAUAGCCAAGACACCAAUAUCAACAGUGGCAUCUAUUGACCAGUCUCUAUUGGAGGACAAGAAUGAGAUGUGAUGUCAUUGGACUUGUAGACAGCUUCAUCUAGAUCCACAGCUUGCUUGUUAACUUUCACUGUCAUGCAGCCACGGUAGAAAGCGGUGACUGGAGUUGAAGUGACAGGAACAUCUGUAUGUUUUGUUUUGUUUUUUU
Messenger RNA from Lacerta agilis (Sand lizard), 1310 nucleotides. It is a transcript of the gene TMEM255B, whose product is annotated as transmembrane protein 255B. The record is from RefSeq and is a predicted model, not a curated record. Lineage: Eukaryota; Metazoa; Chordata; Lepidosauria; Squamata; Lacertidae.